CCUGGCCAUACCGCCGGGAUCACUCAACAGCUCCGCCUCCUCGCCGGUGAUUGGCCUCUGGAACUGUAUCUCAGGAGAGGCACACAGGCGGCCAAUCACUGGCAAGGAGGUGAAGCUUGGAGAGGAGGAGCUGAGCGGCAGCGUGAAGAUCAAAGAAAAUUGAGUGAGCUGCCGGAGCGACUGAAGAGGAGAGCGGCCGGAGAAGGAAGACAGCUGACCGGUAAGUCCAGGUAUGCUGGCUGUAGAUGGGAGAUGGAGGGAGCGAGCCCAGGCUGGAGCAGGGGUCAGCAAGGUAAGUAUCAUUGGUGUCAGUGGGAG
Messenger RNA from Staurois parvus, 318 nucleotides. The record is from the annotation of a GenBank genome assembly. NCBI's taxonomy places the organism in Eukaryota, Metazoa, Chordata, Amphibia, Anura, Ranidae.